CACAUAUCGAUUAAAUCUUCUACUUCUUGUUGUUUAUUUACUUUAUUUUCUCAUUCAUGUUUCUGUUAUCUUGAUGAUUGUUUACCGGUUGUGUGGUUACUUUAGUAUUCGAAUUGCGAUAAAAGUAUGGAUCAGUUGAAUUUGGAAUAUCGUGUAGAAUAUCGUGUAUUUGACCACUAAGAGAAUGCAAGGAACAGGUCUUGAAGAAAUAGGAGUUCCUGGGCAGAAUGCUCUUAGAGAAGCUCUCACCAGUUGUACUGACCCCCUGAAAGCUAUAGAAGAAUUUCAGUUGGAAAAUGGAAUACUGCUUCCAUCACUGCGACAGAUGCUACCUCUGCUGGACCUUCACGGGCUCAGAAGGCUUGAUUUCCAUACCUCCGUUUUGGAGGAGCUAAGGGACAAUCUUGUGACUCAUAUCAAUGAGCUAGGUCAGAAAGAGGGACGUGAGAGAGAUAAGACUUUAAAAGAGUUAUUAUCAAAAAGCUUUCCUUUGGUUCGGUUGAAAGCAUUACGCCCAAUAGUGAUGUGUAUUCUCAGGAACAUCCCUCAUAUUGACGACAAAUAUCUUAGGGUGCUGGUACGAGAAAAGGAACUAUACAAUGAUACUGAUACUGAAGUCAAACGUCAGAUAUGGAAGGAUAACCAAUCAUUGUUUGGGGAUGAGGUCUCUCCACUUUUAACUCAGUAUUGUAAAGAAAAGGAAAAUAUUCUUUUUGAUCAUCAGAAUUUGACUAAUCUUUUCUUUACUCCGUCACCUAAGGUGAGACGACAGGGAGAAGUUGUGCAAAGACUGGCACAUAUGAUAGGAUCAAGUGUCAAGCUUUAUGACAUGGUCCUCCAAUUCCUAAGGACAUUGUUCAUCCGAACUCGAAAUGUUCAUUAUUGUACAUUGAGAGCAGAGCUACUGAUGGCAUUACAUGAUCUCGAAGUACAGGAUAUCAUAUCUGUUGAUCCUUGCCAUAAGUUUACUUGGUGCCUUGAUGCUUGUAUUAGAGAGAAGAACGUAGAUGUGAAAAGGUCACGAGAGUUACAGGGAUUCUUGGAUGGGAUCAAAAGAGGGCAAGAAACUGUUUUAGGUGACCUUUCAAUGACUCUCUGUGACCCUUAUGCUAUAAAUUUUCUUGCAACUUCAGCUAUGAAGAUCCUACAGCAUCUUAUCAACAUUGAGAAUUUGCCUAGGGAAAAUACUGUAUUGAUUCUUCUAUUGAGGAUGUUGUCUCUUGGGCUUAGUGCAUGGGUUAUGAUUAAUUCCCAGGAGUUCAAAGAGCCCAAACUUGAUCCACAGAUAGUUAGUAAGUUCUUACCAGCACUUAUGUCACUGAUGGUUGAUGAUCAGGUGCGAGCUCUGAAUGCGAAGCUUCCUCCAGAUGAAAGGGAGUCAGCUAUCACAAUUAUUGAACAUUCAGGUCCUGCUCCGGAUGCAUGCCUUACAUUCGUUCAAGAGAGUCCUGUGGCAAGCAUCAUUGCCAUGUAUUAUACUCUGCAUGCUGCUAAGCAAAGGGACAGGGUGGGUCUCAUGAGAGUCCUCGGCAUUCUAGCUAAUUGUGAACGAGCGUUCGAUGAUCCGUUUCUCCACUUUCUGGUUUCUUUACUUAUCCACAUGGGUGAUGAGUUUUCGACUGAAGAUUUCUGUACGGUGAUAUUCGAUGAGUUCUUCUAUACCGGCAUAACGAGAGAGAAUGUUAUUAGGCAUAUCUUGAAGCUGCUCUGGUACAUCUAUCCAAAGUUGCCACAGGCGAGAUUGUAUACCUUGAUGAAAAGUCUAACUCCUCUUCCUCAGCAUAAUGAAGCAGUCCAUUCAUUGUAUGAGAGCCUUCAAGAGAAGAUUGGAAGCCAGCAGGAGCCACCACUCAUUCCUCCAUCUCUUGACUAUCUUGAGUCGCCAUUAAUGAGUGUGCCAACACCAGCUCCACUGCACUAGGCUGCAUUAGAAAUUUAGUUUUAAUUUGUGCAAUCACUAGAUGUUUCUGUGUUAAUAAGAGAGAGAUUUCAUAAAUGAACUUCUUUAACACAGUUCACUAUGUUAGUACAAAUGUGUGACAAUAUUAGUAUAUUGUGUAAAUAAAGUUGUUUAAAACUUCGCUAUAUUACCCAACAUUCCUAUUGGUCCUGUCAAAUCUAGAUUUAUGCAUUUAUGCAUGCAUCUAGGUAGUAUGCUUCCAGCAAUCAGUUUGUUACUGUUUAAAGUCAUUCUCAAUGACUGUUUUUAUAUUUACUGAAAUAUAUGUUUUGUUGAUAUCUCUUUGUUAGUUAUAAGAUAUAUUUUUGAAUAAUAAAAUUUUUAUAAUAA
Molecule: messenger RNA, 2290 nt
Organism: Nezara viridula (southern green stink bug)
Lineage: Eukaryota; Metazoa; Arthropoda; Insecta; Hemiptera; Pentatomidae
Source: the annotation of a GenBank genome assembly